AGCCAAGUCAGACAUCAUGCCUCUGUUAAAAGACAAUUCAGAGAUUGCAUGCUUUCAUGUGCGCGAUCGGGUCGAUUGUGGGAAGUUAGUUGCUUCAAAAACCAAUCUUUGGGCAAAAUGGUGUGCGUGUGCGUGCGCGCGUGUGAGGAAGGGAUGUCCAUGUGUAUGAUGUGGCUCUUUGCAGGAACACAGUAAAAAAAAUGGCUCUUAGUCUCUGACUGGUUGGCCACCCCUGCUGAAUUGUAUAAAGCACACAAAAUUUUCCAUUAAAUGUUUAUUUUUUUGUUACAAACCUCAACAUAACAUUAUUAUGGUCUGUUAUGGAUACAUACAGUAUUUUCUAUAUUUAUAAUAAAUCUUCCAUAUUUUAGGCUUAUUGUCAUGUGACGAGAAAAAAACGUUUUUUAAUUUAGCUGUGUAACAAACGUGACGCGUAUGCGGAACUAUUUGCUCUUCCCAUGCGGACUUAUUAGUUUGCUGCACAUCAUUGUGUGUCACGGCCAAAUGUUUCCUGAAAACACAGACAAACCUCUCGUCUUGUAGACGCUAAACUCUUAUCUCCAAAACUCGUCGAUAUUUAUGUUGUUUUGAUGAUGGACAAGCACGACGAUGUCUUUUAUCGGGAGCUCCCAAAAGUGGAGCUGCACGCUCAUCUCAACGGCUCAGUGAGCUUCCAAACCAUGGAGAAGCUCAUUAAGCGAAAGCCACAUCUUAAUAUUGAACACCACAUGACGGCCAUCGAGAAAGGCCAGCAGAGAACGUUGAAUGAGUGCUUUCAGGUGUUCAAGGUCAUUCAUCAGUUGGUGGACACGGAGGAGGACAUCCUGAUGGUGGCUACAGAUGUCAUCAAGGAGUUUGCUGCUGACGGUGUCAAAUAUUUAGAACUUAGGAGUACACCGAGAGAGGAGAAGAAAACAGGGUUGACCAAAAACAGUUACGUGGACACCAUCAUAAAAGCCAUCCAGCAGUGUAAAGAGGAGGAGGUGGACAUUGAUGUUAGGUUCCUAGUUGCCAUUGAUCGCAGGAAUGGGACUGAGGUUGCCAUGGAAACGGUGAAACUGGCCGAAGAGUACAUGCUUUCUGCUGAUGGGCUGGUGGUUGGACUUGAUCUCAGUGGGGAUCCGAGGGUGGGUCAUGGUAAAGACCUGCUUCCCGCCUUACAGCGAGCCAGGAACAGCGGACUGAAGUUGUCACUGCACCUCUCUGAAGUGCCGUCUCAGUUGGAGGAAUCUGAGUUGCUGCUCAAUCUGCCGCCGGAUCGCAUCGGGCAUGGCACCUUCCUGCACCCUGACGUCGGCGGAUCGCAGAGCCUCGUUGACAAAGUGGUGAAGAAUAACAUCCCUUUGGAGCUUUGCUUGACAUCAAACGUCAAAGGACAAAGUGUCCCGUGUUAUUCCAAGCACCAUUUCAAGUAUUGGUACCAGUUGGGCCACCCGAGUGUCAUUUGUACUGAUGAUAAGGGCGUGUUCAGUACAGACUUGUCCCAAGAAUACCAGCUGGCAGCGUCCACGUUCGGUCUGGAUCACGAGGCCGUGUGGACGCUUUCGUGGCAGGCCAUCGACUUCAUCUUCGCAGCAGACGGCAUCAAGCAACAGCUGAAGCACAAGUGGGGACAACUACAGCCGCAUGUGCUCAAAUGACAGCCCCGGCCCAGCGUUGGCCAAAUGCUUACCUCACUUUAUAGAAAAGGGAAAACGACUAACUUUUUACAUCUUCUAAAAUAUUUUGUAACAAUCAGAACAUUAUAAAAAGUGAAAACACUUGAUACCGUUGUGUUCGAUCCUCCUGCUUUGAGAUGCACAAUUUGAAUAAGUGAUGAGACACUGUAGACAUACUGAUAUAUUUGUAUCUAUAUAUAUGGCACACAAAUUCUUGUGAUUAAAAAAAAGUCAAAUGCU
Molecule: messenger RNA, 1898 nt
Organism: Hippocampus zosterae (dwarf seahorse)
Lineage: Eukaryota; Metazoa; Chordata; Actinopteri; Syngnathiformes; Syngnathidae
Gene: mapda
Product: adenosine deaminase-like
Exons: 10
Coding region: 591-1640 (349 amino acids)
Biological process (GO): adenosine catabolic process; inosine biosynthetic process
Molecular function (GO): adenosine deaminase activity
Source: RefSeq, a predicted model, not a curated record